AUGAAGACAGAUUUUAAUCUACUUUUCUUCAUGUUCAGUGCUGUCAAGGUCACUCUCCUUUUGGAAUAUUGUCCAACUCGUUGCCAGUGUGACUGGGACAUCAACAGUGUGUCAUGUUUUGGAGCUGAGGUCAUGCCUGAUUUCUAUUCCAGCACACAGGAGGUGUGGCUUGCAGGGACCAAACUUUCUUCUAUUCCUAAGAAUGCAUUUGCCAACUUGGUCAACAUUUCUCACAUAUACAUCUCUGAUGAUGUUGCUAUACGAUAUCUUGAGAGGCAUUCUUUCCACAACCUGUCCAGGGUCACCCACAUACAGAUAACUGGAAUCAAAACACUGACAUACAUUGACCAGGAGGCAUUUAAAGAUCUGCCUAAUUUAAAGUACCUUGGGAUCAUCAACACAGGUCUCACCUCCUUUCCUGGACUACAACAUAUUCAGUCCAGCCAAGAGGAUUUUAUUCUUGAGAUAGUGGAGAAUGUCUUCAUACAAGUUCUACCUGCUAAUUCUUUCACUGGAAUAUCAGAGAAUGCUCUGACCAUCAUGUUGAACAGCAAUGGCUUGAAAGAGAUCCAGCACUAUGCCUUCAAUGGGAGCAGACUGGAAGAACUGUAUCUUAACAGGAAUGUGGAUUUGGAACGAAUAGAUGAAUUUGCAUUUAAUGGCGUGAUUCGGGGCCCAACACACUUAGACCUUUCAGAAACCAAAGUUAGCUCCUUGCCUUCAGUCGGUAUGGAGACCAUUGAAAAGCUCCAAGCAAAAAACACUUGGGCCCUCAAAGCUCUGCCCCCUUUUAGAGCCUUUCUCCAUUUACAGAGUGCUGAAUUGACAUUCCCGAGCCAUUGUUGUGGUCUCAAAAUACUGAAAAGAUGGAGAGGACACUCUGAAGCAGUUAUCUGCAACCUGACCCGGACUGCUUUGAGAAAUGUGCAGGAACCCUCUGCAGCUCUCUCUCAGAGGUAUCUGGGACACAAAAUCUAUCAACAUCUGAAAGACAACAUUGGUCUCCCAACUGCCGACAGCAGGGAUCAUAAUCAUGACUACAACAGCCCCAUUUGCCCAACUGAACAGUUUGAAAAUGAGGGUUUGCUUUAUGUGGAAUUACCUACAGAACAUCUCAGUGAAGGCUUUGACUUUGCAUUAUGUGAUGAGCUUCAUACAGAGAAUCCUGGACUCUUGUGCACCCCCCUGCCAGAUGCCCUGAACCCCUGCGAGGAUGUGAUGAGUCAAGGCUUUCUGAGGGUGUUGGUGUGGGUGGUCAGUCUGUUAGCCAUUUCAGCCAAUGCCCUGGUGAUGUUCAUCCUCCUGACCAGCCGACAGAAGUUGUCCGCUACCCGUUUCCUAAUGGGUCACCUUGCAUUUGCAGACUUCUGUAUGGGGAUAUACUUACUGCUCAUUGCAUCUGUCGACCUGUAUACACGCUCCCAUUACUACCACUAUGCUGUUGCCUGGCAAACAGGAGGUGGCUGCCGUCUAGCAGGGACAUUAUCAGUGUUUGCCAGUGAGCUAUCUGUGUACACCGUAACUUUAAUCAGCCUUCAGCGAUGGCAUGCCAUCUACUACGCAAUGAGGCCAGACAGAAAAAUGAGGCUACGCCAUGUAGCCGUGCUGAUGUUCGUUGGCUGGUUGCUGUGUAUGGUCUUCGCCAUGCUGCCAGUUGUUGGUGUGAGCAGUUACCAGAAAGUAAGCAUCUGCUUACCCAUGGACACUGAGACAACUGCUGCUCAGGCCUAUGUGGUCUCUGUACUGAUGGUUAAUGUUAUCGCUUUUAUGGUGGUAUGCUUGUGUUACCUCCACAUCUACUGUAUGGUGCACAAUCCCCAGCACCAGUCCAGCAGAUCGGAUACCAGUAUGGCGAAACGCAUGGCUGUUCUAGUUUUUACCAACUUUCUGUGUCUGGCUCCUAUUUGCUUCUACGGCUUGUCUGCAGCUCUCCACCAGCCACUGAUGACUGUCACAGAUUCUAAGGUGCUGCUGGUGCUUUUCUAUCCUCUCAACUCUUGUGCGCACCCAUUUUUUUAUGCUAUCCUGACAAAGGCAUUUCACAGAGACAUCCUGAUGUUGUUGAGACGAAUGGGUCUGUGCCAGCGCCAAGCACACCUCUAUCGAAGCCAUCUGGUCAAUUUUACUCCCCAUUUAUACAAAGAUACAAUGUCUGCCCAAUAAUCCAGCUCCCACAUCGAAAAACACUCAACAACAACGGCCUACGAGAUGGCACCAAAUGCUUUGAAACUUGAUUAGUAAUAUUUCUUGUAGGAGUAGAUUUGAAAAAGCAUUAAUUGUACUUGUAUAUAAAUGUACUUGUAAAAACCAGAACCUAACCAUUACACAGUGUACCAUGACCUUAAAGAAUUUGUGAUCCAUGCAUUUUCUUGUAUCAGUAUACGAAUACCUCCAGUUGUUUGCGCCUCCAAAAUAAUGAAGGAAUGAAUAGUUGGUUGUUAUGUAUUUAACUGCAGUUAAUGACAGUAAAACUAAAGGUUCCAGCUGUGGAGGAAAGAU
This is a messenger RNA of Centropristis striata (black sea bass), 2499 nucleotides long. RefSeq names its product thyrotropin receptor-like. Gene Ontology annotation, molecular function: thyroid-stimulating hormone receptor activity. The coding region runs from base 1 to 2163 and encodes 720 amino acids. Gene Ontology annotation, biological process: G protein-coupled receptor signaling pathway. Gene Ontology annotation, cellular component: membrane. The record is from RefSeq and is a predicted model, not a curated record. The transcript is spliced from 11 exons. NCBI's taxonomy places the organism in Eukaryota, Metazoa, Chordata, Actinopteri, Perciformes, Serranidae.